AUGUCUCCGACAGCCCGCUCCAGCGCCAAAAUGUGCGACAGCCCGCUUCAGCACGCAGACAUAUCCUACAGCCCGCUCCAGUGUAGACAUCCAUCACUCACGUCUGUCUCUGCCCGUCAGCUUCGACCUGAGAUCACGUCCGUCACGCUCUGUGAACACCCACGCAGCCUCUGCUGCAUUCAUGGAGGCCAUUACUGCCACCCUCCUCCUCCUCCUCCUCCUCCUCCUCCUACUCUUCCUCUCCUGGGACCAAACGGGAUCUUUCGUGUUGCCAGAGCCUCAUCGGUCGGUCAGGAGUCGGCGUGCUGUGAGCGGACUAAUGGACGCUCGGACGUGUUUGUGCCGACGCAGAGCCAGGAGGCGCCACAGCAGUCGGAGAAGAAGACGACGCCGUUGCCUCGAGAGACUCAGUCUCAGCAGCUGGAGUCGGCUGCGUUCACGCUGCCUCUGCAGCUCUCUGUGAACACGCAGAGCAGCGGUCCGGCUCAGAAGGCCUCCGAGCAGACGGAGGAGGACAGCCAGGCCACGCAGAUCGAGGAGCUGGAGGAGCCGCCCGGCGUCGACACCAGCGACUCUGUGACUUCACAUCGGAGGAGCGAGAGCAACGGCGUCCCCUCAGAGUCACAGACCCCCAGUAGCUCUAAAGCGUCCACCUCUGCUGAAUCACCAAAGCGUGCCAGCGAAUGUGCCAGGAAGGAGCCGUCCAAUCUGGAGUCUGACGUGCACAAAAAGACUUCUCUGAAUGUACAAAAUGUGAAUGUAAAAGACGGCGAGAGCAAAGCGGCGAGCUCGGCUGGCGCGGUGUCCUGCUCGCAGCCAAAGCUUGAUGUGUCUGUGAACAGCUGUGUGCAGGAGACGCCCCCUGACACCACGCCCUGCAGCCUGCCCUCUCAGUCUGUGGUCUCUCAGGCGUCUGCUGAGGACGCGAUGAAGACAUCUGUAGACCUGAAGGAAGGAGGAACUGCGAAGAGUCCGUCCGCUGAAUUGUCCUCGCAGGCGAGCGGAGCGGCUAACAGUCAAACAGAGGAGCGUAAGCAGGGUGGCGUCGUGGAGGAGGAGGUGAUGGAGGAGGAGGGCGAGAGCACGGUAGGGGGCGGGGCCUCAGGAAUGGCUCUGCUCCUCUCUCAGAGCCAGAUGCUGUCUCCGGAGCCGAUGGAGGAGGACAGUGAGGACAGAGGGGAGGACAGCGUCAUCGUGGUCACGGACAGCGACAGAGACUCACAGCUUCUGCAGAAAGAUGUGACAUCACAGUCAAAGACCAGCAGCUCCCAGCCAAUCACAGGCAACGUCUCUGUCUCCACCAACGGCCACGAGUCCCAGGAGCAGAAGGAGGUGCACGCCACUUCUGAUAGGCUCUCCCAGACUGAGAGGGCGGGGCCUGAACCAGAGGGGCUCAAAGACAAGAGCCUGAGCGACAGCUCGGGAGAAAUUUCCUUCCACUUCACGCUUCCUAAAGAGGGCGAGCCGAUUGGUCCUGCUGUUGGGGCCACGCCCCCUCUAAUCAACCAGCUGAAGCAGACGUUGAGACACAGCACGCCCAUCGAAAUCACAUCUUUCUCUGAGAAGUCCGGCGUGGCGGCUGACGUCUCUGCAGACGGGGCGAUGGCGGCCAGCGACAUCGUGUCAGGGGAAAGCGGGGACGACUCAACGGAAAAGGGAGACGGGAAGCUGAGUUUGAGGAUGAAGCUGGUGACCCCGGUGGAGGAGGGCAGCUCGGAGCGUUUCAGCCUGCAGAAGCCGACGCUAUCAGAGGAGGACGGAGCUGUUGUCAAGGUUACCACUGUUGCCAAGGCUGUAACCAGCAGCCCGUCGGUGUUCAGCCGUGUGAGGCAGGUGCACAGACAGCAGGAGGCACGAGAGGACAGCCAGGCUGGAGGCAACAGCACACCUGUCAGAGGGGAGCUGUUCGCCUCGCCGCAGAGGAGCUCCCAGACGUCCUCCCAGAUGUUUUCGCCGGGAUGCAACAGCCUCCCCAACAGCCAAUCAGAGGCUUCACCACAGGAAGUGUCAGCAGCACCGCAGGAGACCGCUAAGGAUCGCCCCGGCCCCGCCGCGCAGUCCGAGGAGAGACGAGGACCGCCUCCAGCUCCAGAGACGCCCACCCCGAACAGGACAGACGCCAGACAGAGGCAGACCGCCGACAACGCCGUCACUUCCAGUCCGUCCAACAAGCUCCGUCAGCGGACGGUGUCCCAGCAGACCAGCUUCGACGCUCCGGGACUUCGCUCCCCAACAGAGUCUCAGCCCUUCAGAAGAACCACAGGCCCCGCCCACCGCAGGCACGUGCGCACCAUCCAGGAAGUGCGGACCACCGUCACACGGAUCAUCACAGACGUGUACUACGAGGACGGCAAAGAGGUGGAUCGCAAAGUCACCGAGGAGAACGAGGAGCCCGUGGUGGACUGCCAGGUGUUGGACAGCGACAUCUCUCCGUGCCGCACGGGCAGCAGCUCCGUGACCUCCGGUGACCUCGCUGACAUCAGCUCUCUGUCGUCCAAAGCCUCCAGCCUGCAGCACAGCUCCGGAGGAACCAGCAGCAGCGGCUUCACCAGGCCGGACUUCAUCAUGCCGCCCAGCCGAGGGUUCCUCAGUCCCAGGAGGGGAGGCGGGCAGCAACAGAGGGGUCACAGGGGUCAAAGGGCGGGGUCAGUGGUCACGGUGAAGUCCCGGGCCUUCGUCCCGCUGAUCCCCAGAGGAAGGGCUCGAAGGGGCCGACCCCCGUCCCGCUCAUCCCUGUCCAGGGGGGGAGGCGGCGGCUCGCUGCACAGGCUCGGCGCUCAGCCUCAGUCCUCCUCGGAGGACGAGCCCUACACCCGCAUCCAUCCCGCUCGCCUCCCCGUCAGCCCCACAGACGGCGAGCUCCCCAGUCACUCGGACUCGCUCAGGUCGUCGCCGGAGGCGAGCUCGGUGGGCAGCAGCUUCGUGGGCCUGCGGGUGGUGGCCAAGUGGUCGUCCAACGGCUACUUCUACUCGGGCCGCAUCAUCAAGGACGCCGGGGAGGGGAGGUUCCGCCUGCGGUUUGACGACGGCUACGAGUGCGAGGUGGCGGGGAAGGACAUCCUGCUGUGUGAUCCCAUCCCGCUGGAGACGGAGGUCACGGCUUUGCUGGAGGACGAGUACUUCAGCAUCGGUGUUGUUCGGGGCCAUAAAACAGAGGGUCAGGACCUGUUCUACAGCGUGGAGAGGGACGGACAGAAGCAGUGGUACAACAGGACGGCGGUCAUCCUGUCUCUGGAGCAGGGGAACAAGCUGAGGGAGCAGCACAGCCUCGGACCUUACGAGCCCUCCACGCCGCUCGCCAAGGCCUCCGACAUCAGCCUCGAUAACCUGGUGGAGGGAAAGAGGCGGCGCAGAGGGGGCCCCGGCGCCGAGAACACGCCCGACCACAGCUCCUCCAGCAGCCCCCGCACCCCCGGCCCCUCCGGCAAGAGGAAGCUGAUGAGCUCAGAGGACGCCAGGACGCCGGCCAAGAGGGGCCGCAGAGGCCUGGGCGCCAGAGCCGCUCAGCGGGUCGGGGUGUGUAACACCUCCGGCAGCGGCACUGAUCUGCCCGGUCAGUCGUGCGACGUGGCGGAGACUCACGGUCCGCUGCCCCAGAACACGACUCUCUUCAUGGGCUUCGCCUUCAUGCUGACCGCCUCGUCGGAGGUCGACCGUUUGACCAACAAGCACAGCAGCGACGACGAGGACGAUUACGUGCAGACGGGUCCGUACAACAAAGCGUACACGGAGUCUCAGCUGCAGGCGGGCGGAGGAUUCGUCCUGCCGGAUUUCAACGAGGAGCAGGUGAGCCAAAACUCCACAACUGUCUGUCUGCAUCCACGAUGUAGCCCGUUCAAGUCUCUGCGGGUCCUCCUGGUGUUCGAGAAGCCGGUGGAGCUCUGGGCUCAGCUGCUCACCAUGGGUGGCGGUUCUACGGUCAGACAGUUCCAGGCAGAGAAGGACAGCUCAGACAUUCCUGCUGGCAAGUACGACGUUGUGGUGACGGACCGCGCCUGUCCGCCAUCGGUGGAGAAAAAGAAAAAUAAUCAAGAAGUUCUGCUGGUGACUCCUGAGUGGAUCAUCCAGAGCGUUAUCCGCGGGGAGCGCCUGCGUUUCCACAGGAGGCCUCAGUAUCACCACGACUACGCCUCCUCAUAA
Messenger RNA from Plectropomus leopardus (leopard coralgrouper), 4140 nucleotides. The record is from RefSeq and is a predicted model, not a curated record. NCBI's taxonomy places the organism in Eukaryota, Metazoa, Chordata, Actinopteri, Perciformes, Serranidae.